Messenger RNA from Gamsiella multidivaricata, 1512 nucleotides. RefSeq lists its product as uncharacterized. Lineage: Eukaryota; Fungi; Mortierellomycota; Mortierellomycetes; Mortierellales; Mortierellaceae. Gene Ontology annotation, biological process: ribophagy; protein deubiquitination. Gene Ontology annotation, molecular function: mRNA binding. Bases 1 to 1512 code for a protein of 503 amino acids. Gene Ontology annotation, cellular component: cytosol; Ubp3-Bre5 deubiquitination complex; ribonucleoprotein complex. The transcript has 2 exons. The record is from RefSeq and is a predicted model, not a curated record.
AUGACCAACCCCCCCAACGAUGCAGCCGACCAUAAUGGCCCCUCCAAGGUCGGCACCGUAUUCGCACACGAGUACUACACCUUCCUCAGCAAGGAUCCCGCCCGCCUCUACUGCUUCUACAACAAGAAUUCGACCAUGAGCCAUGGUGUACAAGGAUCCGACACUCAGAUCUGUCAAGGACAACAGGCCAUUCGCGCAAAGAUCCUUGAUCUCGGAUUCGAAGAUUGCAAGGUCCUCGUCAGCGAUCUUGACUGCCAAGCAUCCCACAACAACGGAAUCAUAAUCCAGAUCCUCGGAGAAAUGUCCAACAAAGGCGGCCCAGCUCAAAAAUUUGCCCAGACCUUCUUCUUGGCGGAACAGCCUCAGGGAUAUUACGUCCUCAACGAUAUCUUUCGCUAUCUCAAAGACGACACAGACGAUGAUGAAUAUCCCAAAGAAGCUGAGGACGUCGUCGAGGAACCAGCAGCACCACAGCCGAUCGAUGCCACCGUCCCCCAGACUGCGCCCAAGGAGGAACACACAGCCGCUCCUACCUCCGCGCCUUCUGUUCACGUGGAACCAAUCCCGCUUAAAGUAGAGGCCGCACAGGAGAAGUCAGCGCCUAUCCUCAUCCCCGUCGAAGAAGGCAAGCCUACCGAAAAGCAUGCGGACAAAAAGACCGACAAAAAGGCGGACAAGAAAGAUGCUCAGAAGAACAUCGUCAAAUCGGAUGAAGGGAAGCAAGAGGUCACGGAACCCGCCAAUAAGGAGGAUGUCCUUGUCACGGAACCCGCCAAGAAGGAGGGCACCUGUGUCACGGAUGCCGCCACCCCUAUCGCUGAACCCACUUUCUCCCCACCUCCUGCUGCCCAGACCUUUGCUACGGCCCAGACUUUUACCCCGGCUCUUGCCCCAACUCUAGCGCCUACACAUCCUCCCAAACUCAAGACCUGGGCGAACUUGGCUGCAAACAAUUCAAGUCAGUGGGGCACUCACGUCGCAUCCGCCAAAGCCGCAAUCGUCACCACUCCCCCGCCUGCCCCAGCCAAACCCCAAUCCACACCUCAAGCUACUACCAUCGCCUCGACCCCCAGACCUCAAGGCCGACCAGAAUAUCACUCGAUUUACAUCAAGAACGUCACCGAACGCAUGACUCUCCCUCAACUGAGGGAAGCCUUCAGCAAAUUUGGAACUGUCAAGCACCUGGAACUCACUCAGAAGAAGAACUGUGCCUUCCUGGACUUCUCAACCCCAGAAGCCAUGCAUGCGGCAUUGAAACAGAACAUGGUUGAGGUCGGAAAUGACGUUGUCUUAGCAGAGGAGCGUCGUCGUGGGGGCGGACUUGGAAACCAGAGUGCUGGACGUGGCGGAUUUGGACAACAGCAUCAUAACGCGUCUAAUGGACAUGGACAUGGACAGCACCAGCAACAGCAGCAAGGAGGUGCAGGCAGCCGCGGCGGACGCAUUAAUAACCCGCGUAAACCGGUUCAAAACAAGAGCGAGAAGUUUGCCCAGCCCGCUGUUGUAAAGUGA